This is a messenger RNA of Colletotrichum orchidophilum, 981 nucleotides long. Its product is annotated as integral membrane protein DUF125. NCBI's taxonomy places the organism in Eukaryota, Fungi, Ascomycota, Sordariomycetes, Glomerellales, Glomerellaceae. Gene Ontology annotation, cellular component: fungal-type vacuole membrane. The transcript is spliced from 2 exons. Gene Ontology annotation, molecular function: manganese ion transmembrane transporter activity; iron ion transmembrane transporter activity. Bases 1 to 981 code for a protein of 326 amino acids. The record is from RefSeq and is a predicted model, not a curated record. Gene Ontology annotation, biological process: intracellular manganese ion homeostasis.
AUGGGUCUAGUCACGUUGAAAAACCUCUUAUUCGGCCGCACGCCGCCCCCGGGCCGCAAAACCGCCAAGGGGCGCGCGGAAAGCACAAUGUCGGAUGAGACCAUCGUCGACGGCGGCGACCUCGAGAGGCAACCCCUGCUGAGGUCCAGCGACCGAACGGUCUCGACGGCGACUAUGGCGACGGCGACUUCAGAAACAUCAAUGACAUCAACAAGAGUCUCAGAGAGCGACUCUCGUAGCUUCCGUCUCGACGCUCGCAUGAUAUCCGAUGCCACCAUUGGUCUGUCCGACGGCUUGACAGUGCCCUUCGCCCUCACGGCCGGCUUGUCGGCGCUGGGACAGACAAGAGUCGUCAUCUUUGGUGGUAUGGCGGAGUUGAUCGCCGGUGCUAUAUCAAUGGGUCUCGGUGGCUACCUUGGAGCCAAGAGCGAAGCCGCAUCAUACAAGGAAACCCGCAGCGAAUGCACUCGCCUCACACAAGACGACCCGGCCCUGGCCCGCGCCCAAGUUCUCGAGGUCCUGGAACCCUACGAUCUCCCCAAGCAGACCCUCGAAGACGUGACGGACCACCUCUCGACCUCCCCGCGCCUCAUCGACUUUCUCAUGCAGUUCCACCAUUGCGAGCAGCAACCCGCCUCCAACCGCGCCUUCGUCUCUGCCCUGACCAUCGCCGCCGGCUACCUGCUCGGCGGUCUCAUCCCGCUGUUCCCCUACUUCUUCGUCCCCGCCGAGGACGUCUACUUGGCGCUCUACAUCUCGGUUGCCGUCAUGGCCGUCGCGCUGUUCGCUUUCGGCUACGUCAAGACCUGCAUCGUCUCGGGCUGGUCGGGCGUGCGGUGCGUGAGGCAGGCUGUCGUCGGUGGGCUGGAGAUGGUUGUCGUCGGUGGUGCCGCGGCGGGUGCGGCGAUGGGCUUGGUCAAGGCUUUUGAUCAGCUGGCGCAGUCUGAUGAUGUGUCGGCGUUGGCGAGCACGAUUUUCUAA